AUGGGAGGUCUCGGUCAUACGUCUCUUUCUCCGGCCGUCGCGUCUGAUGGCGCGGGCCAGGCGAGGAAGCGUAACAUGGCCAUGGCGGGGCUCGACAGCUCGCCCGGCAGUAUGGAUGAUGUCGAAGAAAUCGAAAAUCGCGACGAGAAGAGAAGGCAGCCAGUGAAGCGGGCCUGCAACGAAUGUCGGCAGCAAAAGCUGCGGUGUGAUGUGAUCCAAGACCCGUGGAUGGACUGCUCCCGCUGUCGCCGACUGAAACUCGAUUGCAAAAUUGAAUCCAAUUUUAAGCGUGUUGGGAAGCGAAGCCGGAAUGCAGAGAUGGAGCGAGAGAUAAUCGAGCUUAGGAAGCAGAUCGCCAAUGUGCAACCCGGAUCGGUGACGCAACAGCACUCACUCCCUUCGGCGCAGCAGACUCCGAAGCAGGAAAAUUCGUCUAAUCAAGUCAGCCCGGCCAGGGCAUACCAAACACCCUCUGCUAUGUCUACAACAGACCAAUUCAUGGGAUCACAUGAAGCAGUUGCCUCGCUACUUGACUUACGCUCCGGGUUCGACGGCUCGAGUUAUAUGAGGAAUGGCACCCAGCACUUCAAACGUAUUGAAGAUGUAGCCGUGGUGCCAGAGAGAGUGGCAGAGUUAUUUGAUCUAUUCUUUACAUAUUACCACCCGUUCCUUCCAUUCCUUGACCGAGACCAGUCGCCCGAUGACUAUUACACAGUCUCGCCCCUUUUAUUUUGGACCAUCAUCAGCGUUGGUGCUCGACGAUAUCAGCCCGAUUCAAACCUUCUUAAUUCAUUGGCGGGACCGGUGACGCGGUUGGUAUGGAGCACCUUGGCCGAUGUUCCGCAAAGCUAUCACGUCGUCAAGGCACUAUGUGUGCUCUGCAGCUGGCCGUUCCCCACCAGCAGCACCUCCACAGAUCCUACCUUCAUGCUUUGUGGCUUGAUGAUGCAGAUCGCCAUGCAACUUGGCCUGCAUCGCCCGUCCCAUACGCAGGACUUCAGCAAGUACAGGGUAGAGCUCAUUGAGGAAGAACUCAGAGACAAGGUCAGAACAUGGGCUAUCUGCAACAUCGUGGCACAGCGCGUUGCAACAGGAUAUGGGCAGCCACCCUGUACGUGGUAUGAUUGGACGCUGUCAUCCCAAGAGUCUAUGGAUGCAAACUUCAAGCUCCCCGAAAGUAUCCGACAUAGGCUCGAUAUCGAGAAGUUUUGCGACAAAGUCACCAAAGCCCUUUAUACCAACCGUCGAGAUCCUGUUGGCCUAUGCGGUAGCCAAGAAAGGUCCACAUUGACAUCUCUCCUUUCGAGAGAUUUAGAUGAUCUUGAGACGCAGUUGAAACCAUCCAAUGAUUACAUUACCGAGUUGUAUUUGCGCGCAUCGAAUCUCCACCUUCAUUUAUCUGCCUUCUUCGACGAUCCUACUUCCAAGGAUUACCGCGAGCGACUCCUCUCUCUAUUUUUCGCGACAACCACGUUUCUUGAAGCUGCGAUGAAACUGCAAACACAGGUUGGACCGGUUCUCUCCUAUACGCCGUAUUACAUAUACCAAAUGAUGGUCGCUGGGGGUUGUACGUUGUUGAAACUCUGCAAGAGUUUCUUCGCGGCGCAUAUCGAUAUGGAGUACGCUAAGAGCCUCUUUAAUCGUACCAUCUGGGCUAUUCGGGGCGUAUCAGUGAUCUCAAAUGAUCUUCCUGAGCGUCUCGCCGAAGUGCUAGCUCAGAUGUGGAAACUUGGCAGCACCCCGUCUCCAAAGCCAUCUCCUGACGGCACUGAAAUGGAUGACUCCCUGAUGCUUAAGGUACGAUGCCGCAUGAGUAUGUCUCUUUUGUUUGACUCCGUUUGGCGUUGGCGUGAGGAUACGCGAACCAAGGGCCGCAACAUUGAAGCUUAUCUCAAGAACCCAACGAACCCCGAUUCCAAUGCAGAGUCCUCGGCUUCGUCAUCCGUAGCACCGCAGCGCGCGUCCCCUGGAAUGGGUGCUGGUGAUCCUAGCCUAGCCCCGCCUCUGCUUGCGCAAAAUAACAUGGGCGUACAGUCCGGGAACGGUCUCGGAGGCCUUCCGAGCGGAUUUAUGGAACCGAACUACGAGGUCUUCGAUCCCCUGAACUGGCUUCUCGACGGUCUGGUAGACCUGCCGUAUCCUUAUUCCGUCUCUGGCAUGGAAGCUCAAGGAAUCGCAUAA
Messenger RNA from Aspergillus puulaauensis, 2181 nucleotides. RefSeq names its product putative C6 transcription factor (Leu3). Bases 1 to 2181 code for a protein of 726 amino acids. Gene Ontology annotation, biological process: DNA-templated transcription; regulation of DNA-templated transcription. The record is from RefSeq and is a predicted model, not a curated record. Gene Ontology annotation, molecular function: DNA-binding transcription factor activity, RNA polymerase II-specific; zinc ion binding; transcription cis-regulatory region binding. The transcript has 6 exons. Lineage: Eukaryota; Fungi; Ascomycota; Eurotiomycetes; Eurotiales; Aspergillaceae. Gene Ontology annotation, cellular component: nucleus.